Messenger RNA from Aureobasidium subglaciale EXF-2481, 1996 nucleotides. RefSeq lists its product as uncharacterized. Gene Ontology annotation, biological process: secondary metabolic process. The coding region runs from base 252 to 1895 and encodes 547 amino acids. NCBI's taxonomy places the organism in Eukaryota, Fungi, Ascomycota, Dothideomycetes, Dothideales, Saccotheciaceae. Gene Ontology annotation, molecular function: CoA-ligase activity. The record is from RefSeq and is a predicted model, not a curated record. The transcript is spliced from 4 exons.
UGGAAAAGAGGUUGCCGCUCCCGAGGAGAAUGUAAAAAAUUGAGGUCGAACGUGGGAUAGACGAACGAGUAAGACAGACCAAUGCGCGGCAAAAGCUACGGCAUUGGGUGUUGGCCCAGACGUGGACUUUGACCAUCCCUAUGAAUGGAAAUCAGCGAGAUCUGUGCAGCGGAGUACUCGCUCAUAUUCUUGUCGAAUCUCCUUGACCUUGUUUCGUUACCGAAAGUCUACCCAAGGAAGAAAGACUCGUCAUGAUUUACAACAAGGAGAACGUGACCGAUAUCCCGAGGCUGGACCUUCUGUCAUUCUUGUUCGCCCAAGAGGACACGCCCAUCCACGCAGAAGCAAACGAUUCCUCGAAAGUAAUUACGAAAUCUCAAGCCCGGACUCUGACGCGCCAAAUCGCUCAUUUCCUUCGUCAUGAGUACGGUGUUGGUCAAGAUGGUCACGACGAAGAUGUAGUGGCCACAGUGUCUACCGGACAGCACGCGCUCGCAUGCGUCUUCUACGGUGUCGUCGCAGCUGGAGGUGUCUACUCGGCUGCCAGUCCAGGAGCUACCGUUGGAGAACUGAUUAGACAGAUUCAGGAUGGACCAGCCAAGAUCAUCAUUUGUAGCGCUGACGUCAAACCACUUGCAGAAGCUACUGCAACUGCCGUCGGUCUACCUAAACAAAACAUUCUCGUGUUUGAGUCCACACCAGAGAUCAGACUUGAGAGCAUUGAUGGAAGUGUGCGCUGUGACUUCGACAAGGAGCUAGCGUGGAAGAGAAUCACUGAUUCUGCAGAGUUGGAGAAGAGUCGCAUCUGCAUGCUUUACUCAUCUGGAACCACAGGACUUCCCAAAGGCGUCUUGAUCUCUCACACCAACAUGGUAGCAGAGGCUUUCCUUCCUGCAUACAUCAAUCGACCCAUCUGGCAGGACUGGGCGGCAGUAGGCAAGCCCUUCGAGCUACGUACACUGGCCCAUCUCCCUACAGCUCAUGUCUCAGGCGUACAAGGAUACUUCGUGAACGCUUUCUACGAUGGUGGUAUCGUGUACUGGAUGCCAUCUUUUGAUUUUGGUGCUUUCUUGAAGUACAAUGUUCAGUAUAGCAUCACGACUUUCUUCAGCUUGCCCAAGAUCUAUCUUGGUCUUGCUAGACAUCCAGCAGUUACUGGUCAGCUGAAGUCACUGCGCAUAGCGUACUCUGGUGCCACACCUUUGAACAAGGAAGUCUAUCAUUGUGCGAAAUUCGGUGUUGACGGUGAGGAGAGGACACUACUCAGCCAGACUUGGGGUGCAAGCGAGACCACCGGUGCAGUCACCCAUAUGUCACCGAACAGAAGAGACAUAUCUGGCAGCGUUGGAGCAUUACUUCCUAACAUGUUGAUGAGAUUGGUCGACGAGAACGACAAUGAUGUCCCGUUUGGAGAGCCUGGUGAGGCACUAAUCAGGGGUCCGCUAGUUACCCAAGGCUACCAUAAGAACGCCGAAGCCAAUGCCAAUGGCUUCACAAAGGAUGGCUGGUAUCGCACAGGCGAUGUGAUGCAGUUCGAAAAAGGUGGCGAUCUUCUAUACGUAGUUGGCCGCACAAAGGAAAUCAUCAAUUACAACGGACUCAAGAUUGCACCCGCAGAGCUGGAAGACAUCCUCUGCGAGCACCCAUCAGUCGCCGAUGCAGCUGUCGCAGGAAUCAAGGUUGGACAGACCGAGGUUCCUCGCGCCUUUGUAGCGCUUCAACCGCAGACUGAGCAGUGCCAAAAGCUCGAGGACGACAUAAAAAACUUUGUGAAGUUGCGUGUGUCUGAGCAUAAGCAGUUACAUGGAGGUAUAGUAUUUGUGGAGACAGUACCUCGUCUCUUGUCAGGUAAGGUGUGGCGUAAGAGAUUGGAUGAGAUGGUCGCAAGCUGCUGAUGGUUUGUCGCCACAAAGUCGGUGGUCAGAGAUUUUUAGCUUUAUCUCAGCCAAAGUCAUGACGACACAUCGAUACUGAAUUCAUAUAGCUUCAGUUCCAU